UUCUAGACCACCCUCUAAAUGCUCAACAAGAUGCCUGUGAAGCUUGGCAUUAAUUUAGUAAAUUGGUAACUGGUCGCAUGGUUAUCUAGACAUUGUAGGUGCAAUGUAUGCUGAAGCAUCACGUUCUCUUCCACGGCAGAUCCUCACCCAAUCUGUUCCACACAGCAUCAAUCCAUGUACGUGGUAGGAGACGGAUCUACUGGAUUAUGGCCUGGUGCGGUAACUGCGGAUACAGCCUAUCCUGUAGUGUUGCUCACUGGGUACAACUCUUUUUGCAUUAAUGGAAAUAUUACCCACGAGAUGCUGGCGUAUUAUAAUCCAGGACAUGGAUAGCUGCAUAUGCGUAUGCAUCUCCUUAUGCAAGCACGGACGGGGCAGGUGCUGUCUGGAGGGAUGGAACAGGAACAAGACAAAGAGGCUUUGCGUACCAAUGUCUCCAAAACUUGCUUUUUCUUUAUUAAUUUAUAUUAAAUAUAUCUAUAUGUGCAUCCGGAUAUAUGUCGAGGUGUGUCUGUGUGCAUGAGAAUUAUCAUGCACCUACAUAUGCAUGCAUUCUGCACUUCAAGUAUGGAUGGCAAUGCGUUGGGAGGACGGAGGGAUUAGGUUCCUGACAGUGAGCGAUACUCUGCCUCACAUCCUUCAAGAUCAACCGUCGGGAUCUAGUGCAUUGUUUAUUGGGCUACCGGGAUAGCCUGGCGGAUGAUAUCAUGGAGGUCACUGGGCUCUUUUAGGUUCUGACAUUGCAUUCCACCCCUCUCCGAUAUACCGUAUUCGAAUCCACUGGCUAUUUCUUUCACAUACUAUCGGACGUCGGCAGUCCCAUUGCAUAUCACCUUAGCGGAAGCCCGCGUUCUGAGGGAAUCAAUCUAGUCCGAAGAGACUGUCAUCAAAACAAACGGAAUUCGAGUUAGACUAAAGAUUUCCUCCGCAUGCAGUUGGUAAGUCCUAGCACCACGGUGUCUUCCCCACAGGAUAUAUCCCCUAUUGCCCCUGUUGGCUGGUCAAUAGGAUAUUGAAGGUAGUUCCUGUAGUGGAUACCUGACAUUUAUCCAUGAAUGUCAGAUCUGACAAAGGAGGUAUCUUUCGCAAGAAAGUACUUCAGACAUUGUGCUACAUACCGCUAGGUAUUACUGUAACUUAAAG
Messenger RNA from Aspergillus pseudonomiae, 1143 nucleotides. RefSeq lists its product as uncharacterized. NCBI's taxonomy places the organism in Eukaryota, Fungi, Ascomycota, Eurotiomycetes, Eurotiales, Aspergillaceae. The record is from RefSeq and is a predicted model, not a curated record. The transcript has a single exon. The coding region runs from base 281 to 523 and encodes 80 amino acids.